AGUUUUCUAUUUUAUGGAAAAGUGUAAAUAUCGUAUGUAAUAAUUGUCAAAACAUGUUACAAGUAUCUAGGUCAAUUGAUGAGAUAAAUAAAGACUGGUCAAUUGUUGUCCAUUUGAAACCACGAGACUUGUAUGAUAUGGGAGUAGAAGGAGAUAGUGAAGUUUAUGAAGUUGAACCAUUUCCGCAACAAGACUUCAAUCAAUUUUUCAGGGACUUUGAUCAAUUUCCACUGUUUAGGGAGGAUGAAGAUGAUGAAUUAAUAAAUGAGGAGAAUCCUAAUUAUGAAUUUGAAGAAAAUAACUCAAUGUCAGAGUAAUAACUUUUUCAUGAUAUGCCAAAGCCAAAAAGGAUUAGGAACUUGCUGAAAUCAGUUGCUGGAACCCCCCCAAAUUCAACAUGUUACAUCUUGUUCAAGUCCAUCUGUUGGUAACCAUUUGCAAACUAAUGAUUCACCUCAACCUACACAAGAGGAAAUUGCACAACAACAAAGCACACAACAUGAAACUACUCAAGAGGAAACUACACAACAACCAAGUACAGAGCAAGAAACUACACAAGAGGAAUCUGCACAACAAAGCACACAAGUAGAAGUUGAAACAGUGCAACGUAAAGGUGGAAGACAUUCCACCCAUUAUUGGUUUGUUGAUGUUAUAGAUGAGCAUAAAGUUUCUAAGAAAUUAAAGGUGAAGGUUAAGGAUGUUCAUAACUUUCCUAAUGGAUUGCAUGCUAUUGUCAACUAUGAUGAGAGAUUUCAACCUAUUGGAGAGGCAUCCGGUUUACUUGGAGGGGUUUGUGGACAAUUAGCAACAAAUCACCUUUUGUGUCCUAUAAGUUUUGAAAGUUGGUCAUAUGUUCCAGAUACUUAUAAGGAUAAUGUGUGGGAUACUGCCUUGAAGUCUCAAUUUUUUUUCAAGGUAAAUAAAGAUUUGGCAAAAAGAGAUGUUAUGUUUAAAGUUGGAAAGCUAUGGAGGGAGUACAGAUGUAAGCUCUGGAAUGAAUUUUAUGACCCACUUUUGAGUAGAAAUGAUCUUAUCAAGAAUGUUCCAAAGGGACUUAGCAUGGAUCAAUGGGCACUAUUUGUUGAUUACCGCUUGAAAACUUCUACAAUGAACCUUUGUAAUAGAAAUAGAGAGAUAAGGAAAAGACAAACUAUUCCUCACACUGGUGGUGCCAUGCCUUUGUCAAGGAGAAGGGAUAAUUUGGAGAAAAUUGAUGAAUUAUUGUUGCAAAACCCAGAAAUUGCAUAUGAUAUUUCUCCAAAUGAUCCAAUUGGUGUCAUAUUUGGUAAAGAGCAUCCAAGUCGUGUUAGAGGAUUAUCAUUCAGAGCUUGUCCUACCCUUGCUUUUAAGCAUACCACCACAAGGCUAAGUGGUGUCACCUUUGGUUCAACUAGUGCAAGUGCACUAAAUAUGGAAGAAAAGUUUGCAGAUAUGCAAAAUGAACUUGCAACUGUUAAAUCUCAAAUGCAAACGCUUCUUUCUUAUAUUGCUGGAGGAUGCAACAUACCUGAAGAUUUGGCUGUAAUGGCUGCUGGCUUAGUUCAUACUUCUGUUAAUCAAGCAUCAGAUGUUGGAAGUGGUGCUCUAUCACCAAACAACAUAAGAGGAUCAUCAAGAGGAAGCAAUGGUGAUAACGAGGGUGGCCAAAGGAAGGCUAGUUAGGCACAUUAGUAUAUUAGAAAAUGCUACUUUAGUUUAUGUAAUGAAUCUAAAACUUAUGAAGUACUUUGAGUCUCUUUGAUAGAACUAUUUAUGUUUUCCCUAAUACAAGUAUUG
Cajanus cajan (pigeon pea) is the source of this 1776-nucleotide messenger RNA. RefSeq lists its product as uncharacterized. The record is from RefSeq and is a predicted model, not a curated record. Lineage: Eukaryota; Viridiplantae; Streptophyta; Magnoliopsida; Fabales; Fabaceae.